Messenger RNA from Endocarpon pusillum Z07020, 570 nucleotides. RefSeq lists its product as uncharacterized. The transcript has 2 exons. NCBI's taxonomy places the organism in Eukaryota, Fungi, Ascomycota, Eurotiomycetes, Verrucariales, Verrucariaceae. The record is from RefSeq and is a predicted model, not a curated record. The coding region runs from base 1 to 570 and encodes 189 amino acids.
AUGCAGAAGCUACCUACUCCGUUCCUAGGCUCCAUCGCCGAAGUCUGCAUCGUGACGCCGGACCACAAGAAAACCAUGGAUGGGCUUCUCCGGCUUGGUAUCGGUCCCUUCCAAGUCUUUGACUUCACUUCUUCCACCGUGCCAGAACGAUCAUUUCGCGGUAGCCCGGGCUCGUAUGAGCUGAAAGUUUGUUUUGCCAAACAGGGAAGUCUGACUUUCGAGAUCAUGCAGCCAGUGGCUGGUGAGAGUUUGAUGGCUGAGUAUUUGGAUCAGAGAGGCGGCAAAGAAGGUGUUCAGCAUAUAGCUUUUGACUGCGAGAAUAUACCCAUGCAGGAACGCAAGAGGCAGAUGCGUGAAAGAGGGUAUGAACCCGCCAUGGAGGGUGUUUGGAUGGGAAAUAAAGGCACUUGUCAUUUCUGCUUCUUUGAUACAGAAGACAGUACGGGCACGAUCUUUGAGAGCAUUGACUUCUCACACGACUGGGAGGAUCCAGACUUUGAGUGGUAUCCACAACCUCCAGAAAGGGACGAAUCAAACAAUGAUGCAGGGAAAGACUUGAGGGGAAAAUGA